GUAGAGAAUAUUUUCCUACACACAAUGAGCGACGACGGUUGGGGUGAUGCUGUAUCUAGAGGAAUGUCCAACGAUGUAGGGUGGGAAGUAUCCCAAAAUGCAAAACCAGAUUUCGGCGAAAAAUCCAAUUUGGGUUCUGAACAACAUCGCGACGAAGGUGGUUCCACCGCCGGAGGUUUUGGUUCCGGAUUUGGCGGAGGAGACACUGGCUUCAGACGUGGCGGUUUAAGCCGUGGCACAGGACGAGGAGGCUUUGGAGGAAAUUCAGGCUUCGGCGGUGCUUCCCGUAGUGACGAGCACGGAUUUGGAGGGGGAAAACGUUUUGGAAAUACCAAUUUUGCAACAGAAGGAAAUAAUGAAGAUUUUGGAGCUGGAAGUACUUCAGAAUUUGGCAAUUCUGGUUUUGGAAGUUCUGGCUUUGGAUCGGGGGGCAAUUCUGGAUUUGGACGUGGUGCAAAUGGAGGAGGUGAGUUGCAGGCUCCGUCGUUGUCUUUCGCAUUUUACCCAUAA
Strongylus vulgaris is the source of this 510-nucleotide messenger RNA. The record is from the annotation of a GenBank genome assembly. NCBI's taxonomy places the organism in Eukaryota, Metazoa, Nematoda, Chromadorea, Rhabditida, Strongylidae.